AUGCCCAAGGAAACCGGAAACCGCCCACAACACCAACAACAUAAAAUGGCGCCGUCUUUGCUCUUCAUCCCGUCGGAAAUCCUUCACCUGAUUCUACGCGAGUUACGCCGCUCGUCACUCUCCUCAUUCGGUCAGACCUGCAAAGCCGCUGAGGCCUUCGUCGAGCCGCUACUUUAUCGCAGCGUCCUCUUGCGGUUCAACGACAAAGACAGCCAGCGCAUCCUGCCAAAUCAUGCUAUCCAUUCUUUCUUCCGAGCCAUUCGCCAGCGGCCAGUCCGAGCGAGCUAUGUCGAGACUGCCAAGCUGCUCUCUGGCACGAGCCGUUGGGGCUGGGGAGAUCUGCCCAACUUUCCCGCGCCCCCUGAUGUGAAACCGUUAUGGUUGGAGGCAUUACAAGGCGAUGGCAUCCAACAGCAACGUGUGCAGGAGGCCGAGAUGCUCACAUUGUGUGCCGAAAUCGAUGUCGGAAGCCCCGGGGCCUUGGUGGCAAUCCUCUUAGCCUCCCUUCCCCAGCUAGAGACACUGGUAACAGACGUUUCCAUGUUGGAACAGCUUGAUAGAACACUCGGUGACGUCUUCGAGGGUCUUCGGAAGUUGAAAAAACUCACUAUCCGGAACAACCUGGACUCUCGAAUCCUCAAUCUUGACAUCAGGGGAGAGGGGUGGGGUGUGUCGAGUCUUCCUCGCCUCGAGCACUUAUCGACCGUCUUCCAACGUGAGGACGACACCUCGGUCGCCCACGCCAACCUCCCGGCCCUCCGGACGCUCAAACUGACGGACCAUUUAUCGGAUCCGUCAGCUAUCAGGGAGCUACUUACCAAAACACCGAAGCUGGAACGGUUCAGCUACUUCUUGGUCGAGGAUACGGAUGAUCUCGCCGCCGAUGAGCACUACGAGGCAGUUCAUCAGGACGAAUGGUCUGCCUUUGCCACGAGCUUAGGGAGCGUUGCCGAGACGCUCAGGAUACUGAAAAUAUCCACCGACGAGGCGGCAACCGAGGACUAUCCACCGGACACGAUGGACGAGGAGUGGAUGAUGGGCAUCUCAGCCCGCCGAGGGAUCAUCGGUUCCCUCACGCACCUGCAGAACCUGACCAAGCUGGAAAUCCCCAUGCAUAUACUCCUCGGGUGCCACCCGCACCGCACCAACCUACGGGACACACUCCCUCCCGGUCUGAGAAAGCUCUACCUACGCGACGAUCUCGUCUACGGCGACGAUUGGGGUACCUACGUCCCCGAGGUCCUUAUUUCAGCCUUGAAAUCAUAUCUCCUUGAGCACGGGUCCGGCGACGAGGGGCUCUCGCUGCAGGAGCUCCGCGUCAAGCUGAGGGACGCCCGACCGAUGGAUAUUUUCGGCCGGAAAGAGAUACAAUCCGGCCAGGGACUCGACGAAAGGCACCCCCUGGAGCAGCUGGCGGGUGCUUCCAGACAAGCGGGGGUAAGAUGCACGAUACACUUCCGUGACCUCAAGAAAACCUUCGUUUCCACCAAGGACGAAUGCAUUGACCGGGUGGAUGAACUGGUUCUGUACGACCCCAACACCGCUAACCCGGGGGGUGGGCCAGAGGAUACCGUCAUGGGGACGGCCCGCUACCCCACGAGGCGGCGUCGGUUGAAGAGAGCAAGGUGCUUCCAGUCAAAUGUAUAACGCAAUGGGGACUUUCCAACGGGCCCUGAGUCACUGGGCACGCCC
Chaetomium fimeti is the source of this 1692-nucleotide messenger RNA. RefSeq lists its product as uncharacterized. The record is from RefSeq and is a predicted model, not a curated record. Bases 1 to 1647 code for a protein of 548 amino acids. The transcript has a single exon. Gene Ontology annotation, molecular function: protein binding. Lineage: Eukaryota; Fungi; Ascomycota; Sordariomycetes; Sordariales; Chaetomiaceae.